Molecule: messenger RNA, 1200 nt
Organism: Ostertagia ostertagi
Lineage: Eukaryota; Metazoa; Nematoda; Chromadorea; Rhabditida; Trichostrongylidae
Source: the annotation of a GenBank genome assembly
AUGCAAUCAGAACUGAAGAUCAGUCGACAAAUCAUUCACCUAAAAUACUUGGAUUACAAUGGAAUCCGAGAACUGACGAAUUCGCUAUCGACGAGCAUGAACGCAUUUUACAAGAAUAUUCCCAGAAGGAUUUACCAAAAAGAAGAAACUAACGCACUAAUCACUUACUGUGAUGCUAGCAAGUUAGCCAUGACGGCGUGCACAUAUUUGGCAACGCACAAUGACUCCAAUUUUUUGAUAGCAAAAUCAAAAUCUGCAGACUACAAACAUCCAAUUACAGUACCGAAAAUGGAAAUGAACGCAGUCGCAAUAGGAGCACGGCUGACCAUGAACACCUACUUAAGUCUGAAAACUGCGAUCCAGGUUACUAAGGUCAUUCUCCUAUCCGAUUCGGAAAUCGUACUGAACUGGAUAAAAAGUUCCCUCCGACGUCAAGGCACAGGACAGUAUGUCAAAAACCGAGUGAAGGAAGUGCACAGUAUAGUAAAAGAACUACAAGGAAUGAACAUUAGUGUCCAGUUCGGCUACAUCGACACGAAACAAAACCCCGCGGACAUAGGAACACGAGGAGCAUCAGCAGAGGAGCUUGGUUCUCACAUAUGGUGGAAAGCCUACUCAAUCUGUAACAUAACUGAAAGCAGCAUUGGUUCAUCACUGUUCAAUAUUACACCACAAGAUAACAACCACGAAGAAAAGGAAUUGGAAAAAACCUUCAUGAAUGCAUUAACAACACGGACAGAAAAAAUUAAGGACCUAAUGGACUUAUCUCGAUACAGCUGUAAAAGGAAAGCCUUGAGAGUCCUGGCAUAUGCCAUAAUGUUCCUCCGAAACACCAUAGCUCAUUUAAGGGACCCGCUAAGAAACAAACUACAAGAACAUCUGACUUACCUCCACGCACGACCACAAGAGAAGUAUCUCACCGCUACCGAUAUUAAACAAUCUCAUGAUGCACUGGUCAGAAACCACCAAAAAGUUCAUUUACGACAACAAGAUAAAAAGGACUUGUUGAGGAACCUCAACUUAAUGGAGGACAAAGACCACUUACUUAGAGCACAUGGGCGUCUCAACAAAUCUGACUUGGAUGAAGAAACGAAAAACCCUAUUCUCGUUCUGCCCCACACAGAAUUAGCUCAAGAAUGUCAACGAGACAAUCCACUGACGAGUUUACCAAAAAACGACAAGAAGAAGAACAACGAUUGA